CUUUUUCUAACUCCAAGCAAAGCAGAUUCCUUGCUUGCUUUGCUAUCUUAUCCGAGUCUUAGCCUCCUCUUGCUAAUUUAAAUUAAACGUUGAGACUUCUCUCUUAUCAUCAUCACUUCUCUGCACCUUCAAUUUCAUUGCGCUCUUUGAAAUCUCUCAACCAUCACUCGCAAACAACUUGUUCCUGGACAAAUGGGCUCGGACAUACCAGGAGCUGAGUAUCAGGUGUUCCUGAGUUUUAGGGGCCCAGAUACUCGACAAGGUUUCACGGACGUCCUUUAUCACACCAUGGUAGAUGCGGGAGUCCGUGUCUUCAGAGAUGAUGAAGAGAUUCGUCCUGGUGAAAAGAUCGAGGAGAUCCUGAGAGCUAUCAACAACUCCAUCGUCUGCAUACCCAUCUUCUCUAAGCGUUAUGCUGAAAGCAAAUGGUGCCUCCGCGAGCUAGCAGAAAUGGUGGAGAAGAAGAAGAAGAUUAUGCCUGUUUUUUACGAUGUGACUCCUGAUGAUGUAAAACUCAAAACACCUCUCUAUCGCGAGGAUUUGGACAAACACGGUGAGAAGGUGAAGUGGGAGAAGGCACUGAAGGAGGUGGUCGAGAUCAGCGGGUGGGAAUUAUCAAAUGGCACCGGACACGAGAAAGAAAACGUCGAAGAGAAGAGGGAGAAGGCACUCAAGGAUGUGGUUGAGAUCAGCGGCCGGGAAUCAUCAAACAGUAAAGAGGAGAAAGCUCUUACGGAGGUUACCAAGAUAAAAGGAUGGGAAGUAAGACGUACAGGUCAUGGUGAACUAUGCAAAUUAAUUGUCAAAGAGGUCCUGGCUAACUUGAAGGUUAAAGACAGGAUUGUGACAGACCAUUUAGUUGGAAUGGACAAAGAAGUUGAAAUCAUGUUGAACCACUUAGAUGUUCAAGCUCAUGGGGUACGAUACGUGGGAAUUUAUGGAAUAGGCGGUAGUGGCAAGACGACUCUUGCCAAGACUCUGUUCAAUCAACUCUCUGUGCACUUCGAUGGUUGUAGUUUUCUGGCACAAAUUCGGGAGUCUUCAAAACAUGGCCUUGAACAUCUGCAAAGAAGGCUAAAACGUGAUCUUCUACCGAAGGAUUCUAGAGCUAUUUCAGAUACUGAUGUUGGGAUCAAGGUCCUCAAAGAAUCAUGUCGGGAUAAGAAAGUUCUCAUAGUUCUCGAUGAUGUGGAUAAAAAGGAGCAAAUUGAGAGUCUAGCUGGAAGUUCAACUUGGUAUUCUUCAGGGAGUAGGAUAAUUAUCACAACAAGGGAUAUAAGUGUGCUAGCAGUUGAGCAAGAGCAAUCGAAAGAUGGUAGUGGGAAGAAGUCUAUAGAACUUUUGGAAAUGAAAGAAAUGAAUUUCGAACAAGCUUUGCAACUAUUUUCGAGGCAUGCUUUUAAAAUGGAUUAUCCUCCUAUUGAGUUCCUCGAUCUUGCAAAAGGAGCUAUCUCUGUUAUUGGACGACUUCCUUUAGCUCUUGAGGUCAUAGGUUCACAUCUUUGCGGCAAACAUAAAGAAGCGUGGGAAGACAACCGAAGUAUGUUGGUGAGGAUUCCCCGUGAUAACAUACAUGAAACUUUAUUGAUAAGCUAUGAAGCCCUAAAGUUUCGGACAAAGGAAAUAUUUCUUGACAUCGCUUGCCUACCGACUAACAUAAAUUUGAAAAAUGCAAUUUAUAUGUGGGAGUCUUGUGGGUUUCGUCCGGAGAUAGGAAUGAAUGAGUUAAUAUCAAAAUCUAUCAUAAAGGUGAUGGACGGUAAUGAAUUAUGGAUGCAUGACCAUCUCAGAGAUCUUGGAAGAGAAAUUAUUUGUAUGGAGAAUAUAACAGAUUUUGGGAAGCAUAGUCGAUUGUGGGAUCGUAAGGAAGCCUGGAACAUACUAGAAGGAAAAGAGGGAACUGCAAAAAUCGAAGUACUGCCUCCGUUUUUCGGUGAUGCUCUAAUGCAAAAUUGCAAUCUUAUGGAUGACCAUUUCAAAAAUCUACGGAACCUAAGGUUCCUUCAGUUGGACAAGAUUAAUAUUAUUGGGGAUUUCGAGUAUCAGUUUACAAAGUUAAGAUGGCUAUCUUGGCAUUCUUGUCCUUUGAAUUUUCAGGCUACCAAUCUAAAUUUGAAGAGGCUAGCCAUUUUAGAUCUCUCAGGCAGCGACAUCAAUGAGCAAGGAUGGAGUAAAAUGGAGGUUGGAGACAGUUUAGCUGUUCUAGAUCUUUCUCGGUGCAAAAGGAUAUCAAGGAUCCCCAAUUUAUCAAAAUAUACGAACCUAGAGAGGUUGAUUCUACAGGGUUGUGAGAAAUUGGAGGAAAUGGACGGCUCAAUUGGCAAUCUAAAGAGCUUGAAGCACUUAAAUUUAAAGAAUUGUAAGUCUCUUCGAGGUCUGCCCGAAGAAAUCGGUUAUCUUGAAGCCUUACAGGAGCUUUUCCUAAGAGGCAGUGCCUAUCCUUUCGCUCCUUUGCCUGAAUCAAUCGGUAACCUGGGAUCUUUGGUGAUCCUCGAGGUUUGGGGUGUCAGCGUUGCGAGACUACCAGACACAAUCGGGAGACUGCGGAAACUCAAACGCCUCUCAUUGGAGAAUACCAAGAUAGAGAGACUACCUGAUUCCAUUGGACGCCUUAAGAAGCUUGAGUACCUCUCUUUGGGGGGUUGCUCCGAGAUUCAAAAACUACCGGACUCGUUUGGGGAUCUACAAUCUUUAUCUACUUUGAAUAUAUCAUCCACAGGUCUCUUGGAGUUACCUAAUUCAAUCGGGAAUCUAGAGGAAUUGAAAGAGCUGAAUGCAAGUUGGAGCCGUUUGCAAGGAGAAAUCCCAACUGAAAUUGGGAAGUUGUCCCGCUUGAGAGGCUUGAACUUGAAUAUGAGCAAAAUACGCCUUUUGCCCUCGACGAUCAGUCAGCUUUCUUCACUCAAAAGUCUUUUGUUAUGGGAGUGCAACAAUCUCGAGGAACUACCCAGGCUUCCCGCCAGUUUGACCAGAAUAUCAUGUCAGUCGGAGAUGCUAAAGAGAAUCCCAGAUGAUCUCUCAAAUAUGAAGAACCUAACUGAUGUGGUGUUAAGUAAUCCAGGAGAGAGAAGGCCAUUGGGUUUCAACCUAGACAUUCUUCCUGGGCACAACGUCAAAGAGUUGACAGAUUGCAGCACAUUUAGACCAUGUUCUCCAUCCCAUUGGUAUCCAGUUGGUGCAAAAAAAUGCAUCAUAGUACGUAUUCCAGAUAUUAGGACCCUACCAACGGGAUUAUUGGACAGUGUUUCUCAGCUCAGUACGCUUAUAUUGGGUUGCCCUAAUCUGCUUUGGAUUCCACAACUCCCAUCCAGUUUAUCAACUCUGGUUCUUGAGCAUUUGCGAGAAGAUGCAAAACUACCUUGUCUUUCCAACUUGAAAAACUUGUCCUAUUUAAUAUUCUUCAAGUGUUCCAUUGGGAAAGAUGGAUUCGAAAGUCUUGGGGUCGGAGAAUUAGAGAAGUUGGAAACCUUGGUGCUACAAUUUGACUUCAGCAUGCUUGAUGGCCUUCGGGUGCCAGGAAGUUUACAGAUGCUUGAUUUGACAGAUUGCACUUGUGUUCAGAAAUUGCCGGAUCUCUCACACCUAGAGAGCCUAAAAGUCUUGAAAAUAGCUGCCUGCGAAGCAUUGUUGGAGCUUCCAGAUCUUGGAGGGCUAGUAUCACUGCAAGGGCUGUUCAUUUUUGCGUGCAAGUCAUUGAAAAGUAUAGGGCAUCGCCUGCCACUAAGUUUGAGAACCCUGUGCUUAAAUUCUUGCAUAUCUCUAGAAAAAUUACCAGAUCUAUCGCGCUUAAUGUUUCUACAAGUGUUGGAAUUAGAAGAGUGCAAAGAACUGGUGGUCGUUCAAGGUCUGGGAUUUCUAGUAUUCCUGGAAGUGUUAUCCAUUGUCUCGUGCAAGUCCUUGAAAUGGCUGUGGCCUCAGUCGCCAGCAGGUUGGGGGAAUGUAAAGUGGCCUCUCUUAAAUAAUCUACAGGAGUUGAGGAUACAUAAUUGUGACCGAGUAGUGGAGAUCUCAGGUCUCGGAGAGCUAGACUCAUUGCGUAAACUGGACAUUAGUUCUUGCGGUUCAUUGAAAGAGUUAGGGCCUAACUUGCCAGCUUUGGAGGUGCUUGAAAUAAAUUCUUGUCCGAAUCUCAAGCAAUUACCCCAUAUUCCGAGCAUGAUGAACCUUCGAAGGGUGACCAUACGAGGUUGUGAUCAGCUGGGAGUAUCCGGGUCUUGGACAGCUGAAAGUGGAUAAUGUAAAAGUCGAUCUGCCUUGUUUCCGAUUCAUUCAUGUGACCGCAAUCUGGACUGUACGUGAUGAAGAGGACCUACAAGAAAUAAUUGUCAUUCGCUUCCUCAUUCGAUGCUUUCUGCUCGGGACUAUUUCUCUGUUGCCUUCUUCCGAGGUCUUUUCAUCGAACAGUUGGUGAGCAUCAUUACCCAGAGGAGGAAAAUAGUAGUAUGCAGAUAUAUAUAUACAUAUGGACGUCUUGAUAUAUGUACAUACGGCCAGAUUGUCUUGCAAGAUUGUUGGCCGAAGGUGCUCAGCAGAUCGCGGUUGCCGAUGUUGGAGGAAAAGCAGUUCUCACCUUGCGUUGCUCUCGGUGUCAAACCCACCGCCGCAGGUCUCUCUUCCAUCCUCCAUUCUGUUUGAUCUCUCCUUGCCCCUUUGUCUUUUAGAGAGCAUGCCGACUCUGCUCUGUCAAUGAGCAGGAUGAGCAUAGUUUGCCCUCUUGAUUGACAAUGAACAAAGCAUUAAUUUCCAAUACUGAACAAGACAAUAAGAAGAGCGAACAAGAAAGUAAAACAACAGAAAGAGAACAUUAAUUUAUAAGCGAAGGUUAUUCAAAGUUCUUCAUGAUGCUAAAGGUUGCAUCCCGUUAAGUGAUGAAGAAUAAAAUGAAAUACAAUUAGAUAUUGACGACUUGACGUUAUUAAUUGUUCAAUUGUGGAGUCUAUGUUUAAGGCUGUUCACAACAUAACAAAAAUCUUAAUCAGGAAAAAUGAGAAUGGUGCAAAAUAUUAUCUCAAGGGCAGAGCUCUUCUAAAGAAGGAUAUUGAUAUUUGCUUUCAGAAUUUGGUUAAUAUACGAUCGAGGCGUUAAUAGUAUUCAUGUACUAGACGAAGGCGUCAAAAUUAAAAACAGACUUCUAUGGCCUCCGUCAAGGAUGCGUUAAAAGCUUCUUUGGCCUCCGAGUGAUGCGCUUAUAGUUCCGAUUUCUGGUAAGGACAGAAGAUGUCAAAAUUGGAGAUGAUGUACAGUAUCGAAUCUGACUUACUACUGUUGCUGGAAAGAAGGGGUUUGAUCACUUUAACUAGUGAUUUCGGUAGAGCAGUUCUAGCGAAUGACAAAGGUUAUUUGGUUCAUGCCCAAGUGGAGAUUGGUAGCCGUUCGUGAUUUGAAGCACCAUGGAUCCCUACUCGUGAAAUUCAUCUGCAUUGGAGUACGAGAGACCUUUACUCACAGUUGCAGCCUUACCGUUGUAGCUUCGGCUGGAACGGACGAAAUCAAAAUUGGAGAUGACAUACCCUAUCGGAUCCGACUCAGUUCGGUUAAUGGAAGAAAGGGGUUUGAUCACUUCAACCAGUUUCAGCAGAACGGUACGAGUAAAGGAGAGGAAACGUCAUUUGGUUCACGCACCUUGGCUCUCUACUUGGGAAGGAGCUAAUUAGCUUUUGUCAUGGAUAAGAUCUUGUUUCUCAUCCGUCAAACUGAGCUGAAAAUGAUUGAUAGUUGAUGGAGGCUUGAAGGAUGGAUCCUUUUUCCUUUUCUUAUCUUCAAACUUAUUGUUACCAGUAAGCGAUGAAGAAUUGUAAUGUAUGUUCAUAAGGAUAUCAUCCAUUUCUCCUCAUCCUCUUCAUUGUCUUCCUUAAUACUGAAAUUACCCAAAGUACCCUAAGAUCGAGGAGAAAAUGCAGUUUCUUAGCUGGUCUUAGCUGGUUGAUGAACAACAGAAAUUCACAGUUUGGUUUGCCAUUCAAUUGCAGGUGAUUAUCUAUCCUGGAAUAAUGGAAAGAAAGAUGAAGAAGAGCUGGAACUUUCUCUUUCCGAAGAGUUAGAAUUUUGAUAGAAGUAUGUCUAGUGAAGAACAUUUAUCUCUGAUACGUGAUGUCAAGCUCAACACGAACAAUUGUCUCAAGUGGCUUAAGGAUUAAUGGAAGUUCAGCCAUCAAUUCUCCAGGCA
Molecule: messenger RNA, 6166 nt
Organism: Punica granatum (pomegranate)
Lineage: Eukaryota; Viridiplantae; Streptophyta; Magnoliopsida; Myrtales; Lythraceae
Source: RefSeq, a predicted model, not a curated record